Conger conger (European conger) is the source of this 2808-nucleotide messenger RNA. Its product is annotated as lipoprotein lipase-like. Lineage: Eukaryota; Metazoa; Chordata; Actinopteri; Anguilliformes; Congridae. Gene Ontology annotation, molecular function: lipoprotein lipase activity; apolipoprotein binding. The coding region runs from base 311 to 1834 and encodes 507 amino acids. The record is from RefSeq and is a predicted model, not a curated record. Gene Ontology annotation, biological process: lipid metabolic process. The transcript is spliced from 10 exons.
CGGCUAAGUGCGCAGUUAAUAACUAGCUAUGGUUCGGCUAAGUGCGUGGGUUCCGUUGACUCCUCAUUCAUUUUUCAAGAGAGAAAGACCGCCGACUCAUAAGCCACACGCCUGGGACCAAUAACACGCGAGACAUUUGCAUGAAAAUUGGUGUUUAGCAUAAAACCACAUUUGGAGCCGUAUGUGUGGCAGAAUUUAGGAGACGCAACCUCUUCAAUUUACCGCGAUAUGUGACCUACCUCAUUCAGCAUUCAAGCCCAUUUGGAUCAUCACAGCAAGAACAUUUAUUUUAUUGGCAGGAAACCGUAAUAUGGAUAAAGCAAAUAUCUGGUCGCUUAUUCUUUCAAUUUACUUUUUCGAAACGUGCGCAAGUUUUCUUACAAACACUACUGAAGAAACUUCAUUCAGCAACAGCACAGACAGGCUGAGUGACUACGGCGACAUCGAAACGCGGUUCUCUGUGCGCUCUUCCGAGGCCCCCGACGGGGACCUGUGCUACCUGGUGCCGGGGCGGCCGCACACCGUCUCACAGUGCCGGUUCAACGCCCACGCGCACACCUUCAUCAUCAUCCACGGCUGGACGGUUACAGGGGGCUUCGAUGGCUGGGUGCCGAAGCUGGUGGAGGCGCUGCUGGAGCGGGAGCCGCAGGCUAACGUGCUCGUGCUGGACUGGCUGGCGCGGGCCCAUCAGCACUACCCCACCUCCGCCGCCAACGCCAGGCUGGCCGGCCGCGACCUCGCCAAGUUCAUCCACUGGAUGGAGGUGGCGCUGCACUACCCCCUGGAGAAGUUGCACCUGCUGGGGUACAGCCUGGGGGCCCAUGUGGCUGGGAUCGCUGGAGAUCUCUCCAAAAGCAAGGUGUACAGAAUCACAGGCCUGGACCCCGCCGGCCCUGGGUUCGAGCACGCAGACGCGCAGGGCUCGCUCUCUCCGGACGACGCUGGCUUUGUGGACGUGCUGCACACCAACACCAGGGGGUCCCCCGGCCGCAGCAUCGGCAUCCAGCGCCCCGUGGGGCACCUGGACAUCUACCCCAACGGGGGCUCCUCCCAGCCAGGCUGCGACCUGCACCGCACCCUGCUGAGGAUCGCCACAUCCGGCAUCCAGAAUCUGGAUCAGCUGGUGAAGUGUUCCCAUGAGCGCGCGGUGCACCUGUUCAUAGACUCCCUGCUGAACGCCGAGCAGCAGAGUCUGGCCUUCCGCUGCAGCUCCAAGGAGACCUUCAAGCGCGGGCUGUGCCUCAGCUGCCAUGGCAACCGCUGCGCCAAGCUGGGCUAUGACACGCGGCCGGUGCGCCCCCGCAGAAGCCUCACCAUGUACCUGCACACGCGAGAGGUCAUGCCCUUCAGAGUUUUUCACUUCCAGGUGAAGGUGCAUUUCUUUAGCCAGGAGGAUGUGACAUUCAGGGACCAGCCACUGAAGAUAUCCCUGUUCGGGACUCUGGGAGAGAAGGAGGACAUCAGUCUCGUCCUGCCCGUCAUGCAGGGGAACAGCACGGUCUCCUUCCUGGUGACGUCGGAGGUGGAGGUGGGGCCGCUGCUGCGGGUGGAGCUGCAGUGGGUGGAGGACUACGUCUUCAAGUUCUGGGAGCGCUCUGGACCCAGCCCCUUCUACAUCCGCCGCCUGCGUGUCAAAGCAGGGGAGACUCAGGCCAGGGUGGUGUUUGUGGCCAAAGAUGGGGAGUUCGGCUUCCUGUCCAGAGGAGGUGAUUACGUCACCUUUGUAAAAUCCAAGGAGGACCCAGCCAGCCAGACACAGCAGAGGCCACCCCGCUGGGACUGGUCAUGGCCACGGAUCCGGCCUCUUGACCCAGAGCCAGACUGCCCCUGCUGAACAGCAACCUGUGCUCCCUGCUUCCUCUGGCCCUGACUGCGAUCCCUGCCCCGUGUCCACUGCCCAUAAAAGGGCAGCCUCGGCAGGAUGCUGAUAAGUCCAUGCCUUGACCUUUCCCGGGAGGCCCGUCUUGUGGGCAUCGCUCCACCGCCCCUCCAGAUCUUCUCAGGUGACCUUCAUCAGUGCUGCAUCUCUGAAGCUGCCGGCAACAUUCUUCCCCAAGUUUCUAACAGGCACCAGACCGCCACAUUCUCCCUGGCUUUUCUGAGCAGUUGUGUGACUGGGGCUCGAGAUAGCCGGCUGCCCCUGGAAUGCCACCUCUCUGCUGGUAUUGCUGUAUCCGCUGAGGAUGAAAUCAUUCAUUCACUUCACUGCAAUGCUGAGAAAAACCUGCACUGUGCAAAGAGCUGAUUCUCACCUGGCUGAUGUCCUCGGAGUGCUCCUCUUUAGGAAUCCACACCCCUUCUGCACAUCUCCAUUUUCUCCCUCAGUGACCCUGGUGGUUCUCCAGUCCAUGCGGGAGCUUGGGGUAAUGCUGAUAUAGCUUGAUGUGCCACUCGGUCCUGAACUGGACCUUGCACUCUCUGGUGUCCUUAUCACAGUGUCACACUGGCCUAGAUGACUCGGAAUGUCACGGAAACUGUAACUUCCACCUUCAUACAGGUUUGCCAGGGAGAGCCUUGGAGAACCCACACGAGUUAGCAUGGAAAGCAGAGAGAUGACAGAGGAAUUGACUGAUUGAUUUCUAGAUGUAUUGAUUGACAGAUUGAUUUCUAGAUGUAUUGAUUGACAGAGGAAUUGACUGAUUGAUUUCGAGGUGUAUUGAUUGACAGAUUAAUUGACUGGUUGAUUUAUAGAUGUACUAAUUGAUUUAUAGAUGUAUUGCUUGGCUGAUGAAUUGACUGAUAUAUAGAUGUGUUGAUUGACAGAUUUAUUGAUAGAUUGAAAUAUGUAUUGAUUGACAGAAUCAUUGA